UCGCUCCUCUUUCUGGAAGGUCACGUGCUGUGUGUCUGCCCGCAGGUCCUCCAGCUCUACCAGAUCACCCAGAUCAACCACGGCCUGAUGAUGGUGGGGCCCUCGGGGAGCGGGAAGAGCAUGGCCUGGCGCGUUCUUCUCAAGGCUUUGGAGAGACUCGAGGGGGUGGAAGGCGUGGCCCACAUCAUCGACCCCAAGGCCAUCAGCAAAGACCACCUGUACGGGACCCUGGACCCCAACACCAGGGAAUGGACCGAUGGGCUGUUCACACAUGUCCUGAGAAAGAUCAUCGACAACGUGCGGGGCGAGCUGCAGAAGCGCCAGUGGGUCAUCUUCGACGGCGACGUGGACCCAGAGUGGGUGGAGAACCUGAACUCGGUGCUGGAUGACAACAAGCUCCUGACUCUGCCCAAUGGCGAGCGCCUCAGCCUCCCACCCAAUGUAAGCACUUCCUCUGUCGCGGCCCGUCCCAUCCCAACUGCAGACCGAGUGCCCGCAGAGCCCGGCCCUGGAGACGCUUCCGGGGGGAGCAGCUG
Messenger RNA from Myotis brandtii (Brandt's bat), 536 nucleotides. RefSeq names its product cytoplasmic dynein 1 heavy chain 1-like. Gene Ontology annotation, biological process: microtubule-based movement. NCBI's taxonomy places the organism in Eukaryota, Metazoa, Chordata, Mammalia, Chiroptera, Vespertilionidae. Gene Ontology annotation, cellular component: dynein complex. The record is from RefSeq and is a predicted model, not a curated record. Gene Ontology annotation, molecular function: dynein intermediate chain binding; ATP hydrolysis activity; minus-end-directed microtubule motor activity. The transcript is spliced from 2 exons. The annotation marks the transcript as partial.